AUGGCGUGCGGGGAGGGGGUGUGGCAUGUUGGGCGGUUUUGGAUCAUGAUCGUGACGGUGUUGAUGGCGGUGUUGGGGGUGGGGGGCGUGGGGGCGUCCGACAAGUCGUGCUUCGCGGUGAACAGGACGGAGACGGCGUUCGUGGGCAGCCCGAUGGAGCUGCAGGCCGUGUUCACGCCCCGGGGUGGUGCGGGCGUGGACCUCGUGUGCAUCAACGGCGACCAGACGCUGGACGACCUGUCCUUUCUGCCGAGAAUGGAGCUGCGGAACGACCUGACGCUGUGCGGGCGGCGCGUGUCGUCGUCGGCGAUCACCGCGUCGCCGGACUUCAAGAUGGCGACGGUCAACGGCGGGCUCAAGGUCUGCAACGUGUCGUUCAUCAUGGACAGCCCCAGCGAGGACCCGGGGCUGAGGCUGGAGUCUAUGGUGUUCGACAUUGGGCCGGGCGCCAGCGUGGUGUACAGCAACGUGUUCUUCUAUCUCUCUGAGGGGCCGUAUGGGGCUCUGAGGGACGCGCUGGAUGCCAGGCAGGGCGCCAACGGCACGCAGGACGCGUUCAGGGUGGCGUCGCAGAGGAUACUGCUGGAGUCCGUCACGUUCGGCAGGGUGAAGUUUGAGGAGGUGGAGGUCUUCUUGCAGGAGUCGUUCUUGCUACCCAUUCCGAGCAGAGACGCGUUCGACUCGGUGGAUAUCAACAGCACGCGAGGCAUCUCGAGGAUGAGGAAGGCGCGCGCCACGCAGCUGCUCGAGCUGGUGGUCAAUUUCCUCGCCAGCAUCAAGGUGUCCAAGUGCCUGCUGAUGUCGGUGCACGGGUCCAGCAGUCCGAUCCCCGUCGAGCGCCCCACAACGCUGAGGGCCGGGGCCGGCGGCCUAGUGAACCUGGAGUUCAACACGGACAUGCGGCGGGGCUUCCUGGACGUGCAGCACCAGGUGCGCGUGGACGGGCUCGCCAUUAUCAACGAGGCGAUCUACCUGGAGCUGGAGCGGAGAGACGUGGAAACGGGGGGCUGCAGGCUGAGCGAGGCCGGGUGCUUCGAGUCGAUGAAGAACGAGACCAACGUCGAGGCCAAGGUCCACCGGGAAAUGUUCAAGUACAGCCGGGAUGGGCCGGAGUGCCGCUUCGUGGCCCGCAACGCGCUGAUGGUGCACAGCUGCGACUUCGUGCGGGACCUGGCGCUGCUGCUGGUGUUCCACCGGAACAGGAUCGCCGCGGAGACGAGCCUGUUCGCGGCGCUGGACGAGACGAUCCAGCUGUCGGAGCAGGAGACGCUGGGCAACACCACGAUACGGUUCAACCGGUUCGUUGGGUUGGGGAUGUGCCUGCAGAACACGACCGUGACGUGCGCACCGUCACCUGUGGAGAGGGGGCCGGAGCCCAGGUGCCGAAUGUUUGAGAACACAGAUACCACUGACCCGGAGGUCACCACAGAUCUGUCUGAAAGCUACUACUACAAAGAGGUGGACUCCUCAGGCGACGAGGAAGGAAUCAACACAUCCGACUACUACCCCACUUCUUCUGACUAUGAGAAUGGUGGCAACACUUCUGACGACAACACUGUGGAAAGCAACAGCACGGGCAUCUUCUUGGUCGCAACAGGCGCGUUGCUCUGGUUUGUCACGGCAUGCCUUUUCUUUUACUGGUACAAAACAUCCAGGAAGGCAAGGAAGCCAUGCGAACUGGUUGCAGCAGAGCAGGGGGAGGCCAAGGGGGAGACAAAGGGGGAUGCCAAGGGGGAGGAUGAAGACAGUCAAGAACCUGCUUCGUCAAGCCGUGCUUGUUCACAGGACGAACUCGGGUUUGUGGAUUUGGUGAAGUGCAAGGGACAAGACGACUUGCUUGGGUCUGGAGUCACCAGAGAGUCGCUAAUCGGGGCCAUUUCGUCAGCUACAGCAGGGAUCGAAGACACAUCUGCAAGGAUCCAACGCCAGAUCGCAGCUGGCGGAUCUGGAGUAGUGUACAAAGGAACCUGGAAGAACAUUACUGUGGCCAUAAAGACUGUGGUAUUCCAGGACCUGUCUGAAUCAUCAAACAGGCAGAAGCAGCGUGCCAUCUUUGAGGCGGCGAUCAGUUCCAGUGUCGCACACAAGAACAUCGUUCAGACCUACGCUUACUCCUUCAAACGGCUCCAUGCGUCCAGCAUGUUGACAUCAGACUACAAGGACCCCAAGCAGCUGAACAUCGAGUCCACAACCACUGGCACUGGUGUUGUGGUGGACUGGAAGUUGUACAUCGUGCAGGAAUUCUGUGACGGUGGCAGCUUGCGGGAGUGCCUGGAUAAAAAGAUGGUUCUUGAAAAGGAGGACGGCCGCCCUAAACUGGGGGCCAUAUGCCAGCUGGCUUUGGAGGCAGCUUCUGGAAUGAGUCACCUCCACACACAGCACAACAUCGUGCACGGGGACUUAAGCUCCAAGAACAUACUGUUAAAGAGGGACCCAACCGAUGGGCCCGAUGUGCUGGGGGUCGCCAAGAUCGCAGACUUCGGUCUGAGCAUCAAGAUGGGAAUGUUGCAGAGCCACAUAUCAAAUCAGCGGGCUGGGACACCGUUCUACAUGGCCCCAGAGCUGUGCCACCAGGGCAAACUGUCAAAGAAAGCAGACGUGUUUUCCUUUGGGGUGUUCAUGUGGGAGCUCUACCACUCAAAGAAGUGCUACCAUAUGAACGCCAAGACUGGCAUGCAAUACCACCCUUUGUUUCCGAAGUUCCCAAUCAUGUGUCCCAUACCCUAUGCGAUGCUCUGUGUUGUGUGCAUAUCUCCGAAGCCGGAGAACCGCCCAAGCUUCGACUUCAUUGCGAGGGUGUUCGCAUCGCUGAAGAAGCAAGUGGAUGCAGGGAUGUUCAAUGACUUUGAGGAGGUGCGUCUCAAGAACAUGGGCCUUGCCGCUGGGCUGGGGCGAAUGACAGCACCCAAAAUCUUGGAGUUGAUAGCUGACCAGGUUGGCAUCUCUGUUGAGGACUCGUUGGCGCGCGGGUGCUCAUCAUCAGGCCAGGAUGAGUCCUACUCAGUGCAGAGCGAGACUUCCAGGACCGAUAUGUCCAACUCAAUAAAAUUCCCCCAUUCCAUGUUCCUGCCCUCCAACCAGCUCUGGAGUCAGAACGGCAGCACGAGUGUGGAUCGCUCAAAGGAGGGUGAGGAGGUGCACCUCAGCCAGGCAUACGUUGCCCCAUUCAACUGUAUUGUGACGGUGUCAGUCUCGACGGAGGUCGACCCAGACGCCCCAAAACAAGCCCCCCAGCACGAGCACUUUAACAUAUCUUGGCAGUGCGAGCCAGCGGCGAGUGAGCCCUGGGGAGAGCGCAUACCAGAGGAGACGGGGUCCCAUAUUUCUGCGUCUUGCAGCCGGCCAGGGGGAGCAGGUAGCACCGCCUCUGGCUCUGGAGGGGGAGGCAGUACGGGAUACCAGGUUUCCAAUAAUCCUGGUUACAGUAGAAGUGAUGGGAUGGCAGAUGCCACAAAGGAUGUGAUAGCGCAGAGGAAGGUUCCCAAACCUGCAUUGGGCCCCUGUGCAGCGAACAGCAGCUGCCGUGGAGACGACCCACUCAGUGGGGACGCUGCCCCAAGCAGCAAUGAGUGGUCCAGCUCAGGGGGUGACGGUACUGGAAAACGAUUGCUACCAGGGCCCCCCCGUGGCAGGAUCUCUCCAAGGGUAUCGCCUAGACUGGUGCCCAGGGCUGUUGGUCCCAAGGCUGCAGUGUCAAGGCAGGAUUGCGUGCCACCCCACAAGUUGCCAGUGGUGCAGGAGGAGUGUGACACUGCAUCAGGCGAAGUGAGCAGCAGCAUUCUCACCACCGUGGAUACCGAGGACACCAUCGAUGUGCAGUCAGCCUUCAUGCCCUCCACAAGGAGCGGUGAAGAAGAGGACCAGUGUGAGGACCCAGAUGCAGCGCUUCUUGAGGGCAUGGUGCAUUCGGACUCACAUUCAGUUGUGGAUUCACACAACCCAACUACGUCUUGA
Ostreobium quekettii is the source of this 3954-nucleotide messenger RNA. The record is from the annotation of a GenBank genome assembly. NCBI's taxonomy places the organism in Eukaryota, Viridiplantae, Chlorophyta, Ulvophyceae, Bryopsidales, Ostreobiaceae.